AUGAAUAAUAAUAAUAGUAAUAGUAAUCAGAAAAUUAAAAGAUUUUUCGGUGUGAAAAAAAAAAUAAAAUCAGAUACAAUAAAAAAUAAAGGGAUUAUAUUCGAAACUUAUACGGUCGCACCGGCACCAAGUAGGGAUUAUUAUGCUUUGCAAUUACAUCAAAAAGAAUUUCAUUGGACGAAAUGGAAAAUAUGUCACGGACCCCCACUUGUGGCACCAACUCAAAAAACCAUCACUCUUGACGAAUUUAAAAGAAAUUCAACUCUUCAACGUGAAUUAACUUAUAUUUUCGGUACGGAUAUAACGAGUCUUAUGAGUGACGUUGCUGACGAAAAAUGGUCUCUUAUAUCAAUGCCUUCAAACGUUCUACAAAAAAUAUUAUCAUAUAUGAGCGUUCCUGAUAUAUUAAGUUUAUCACAAGUUUCUAAAAGACUUUCUAAGGAAUGUUCUUCAAAUGAAUUAUGGAAAGAUAUAUGUAAAAGACAAUGGAAAAUACUUUUACAUAACGACAUUGAAAAAGCAGGUCUGUUAGGAUGGAAAACAGUUUUCUUAGAGAAAAUGAGACCCAAACGUACGAAAGAACAUGGUCAAAUGAUGCGUAAACCAAAUUUUUCAAAUCGUGCAAGAAUAAAUUCAUUAUCCACGUUAAACACGCCCGAUUCGAAAGGAUCCAUUUCAAAAUCAUCAUAUUACGCAGGGUCCAACAAAAGAAUGCAAGAUAUAAAAAAUGGCGGAUCUGAUUUGUUGGCGAGAGAUUAUAAAUCCAUGUCCAUGAGCACGGGAAAAUCAGGGAAAUCCACCGAGAGAACUCACAGUGUUAAUAAAGCACCUAAUAAUUCUAGAAAUAAUGAAAAAAGGCCGGCAAGUGGUGAAAAAUUAAAUUCGAAUGUUCAAAAAUAUCAACAGAAUUCUUAUCUUAAUGUUAAUACCUUACAUCAAGUUGAUUCCAAGUCGAUGGCAAAAGAUUCACUUCCACCGAAACAAUCCAUUCGUGCUAUAACAAAGUCGAAAGUGACUUCGAUUCGUACCCGUCCAUCAUCUUUUCAAAAUUUUCAAUCAUCAUCAUCAUCAUCUACUAAUCAAACACCACCGAAAUCAAGAAGUGAACGUUUGAGACCGAGUACCGUAUCAAUCCAUUAUUUAUUUGAUAUGACAGAAAUUUGGCGUGCUUUUCAAAGUUAUUCCUAA
Molecule: messenger RNA, 1188 nt
Organism: Pediculus humanus corporis (human body louse)
Lineage: Eukaryota; Metazoa; Arthropoda; Insecta; Psocodea; Pediculidae
Exons: 4
Coding region: 1-1188 (395 amino acids)
Molecular function (GO): protein binding
Source: RefSeq, a predicted model, not a curated record